AUGGCGACUGAAAGCCCUUUGCAGAUGGGAUAUCCAGAAGCAGCCAAGGCGCUUUGCCCCUUGAAACAGGCCCAGAUCGCGCUGCCCAGCGAGGUGGUGGAGUAUCGCGUGCUGCAGCGCAGCUUAGUGAAGCGGCCGGGAUCCAGUCCCACAGGUCCGAAAACAGUGAAGCUGACAAGACCUGUGGGUUCCGUGAUGUUCACGACUGGUCGUACCUGGACGGGGCCAAAAGGAGGGGAGUGGGUGGAGCUCGACAGCUUCGUGGAAAGGCCGGGAUGGCUCUUGGUCCAAGGCCCGGGCUUCGGCAUCCCUGGGCCUUUACUCCAGCGCGUAAAGCCUGGAGAGACUCAGCCCCUGCUUCUGCGAGUCGCAAAGCCGGUGGAGAUCGGCUGUGCCCGGGAAGAGGAGCGAGAAAUGCGGGAGAUUGUCGUCAGCCCUACUGCGAGUGUCCGAGAUGCAAAGGAAUGGAUCGCCCUGAUCUUCGGAUUGUCGGACCCCCGUAGGAUCAUCGUGGGAAAGCCGACUGAUGCCAGAGCUCGUGCUGGUGUAACGGGCGCCGGAUUUCAUAUCAAGUCUUGCGAUGGGCUGCUGGAUGAUGAAACAUCCAUUGCUGAUGCUGGCUUCUCUGACGGCGAUGAACUCUGCUACGUCUACACCGGGGAUCUGGAGAAGAGCUACGAGGGAAAGGAUCCUCAUCUGGAUUCUAGGGUUUAG
Molecule: messenger RNA, 714 nt
Organism: Symbiodinium necroappetens
Lineage: Eukaryota; Dinophyceae; Suessiales; Symbiodiniaceae
Source: the annotation of a GenBank genome assembly